Paramecium primaurelia is the source of this 507-nucleotide messenger RNA. Lineage: Eukaryota; Ciliophora; Oligohymenophorea; Peniculida; Parameciidae. The record is from the annotation of a GenBank genome assembly.
AUGGAGAGGAUAGAUAGUUUUGAGGGGAAGGUAUUUUACAAAAUUUAUAUGCUUUGUAAGAAAAAUUAGAUAAAUGAAGAUUAAAAAGGAAAAUUAAAAGGUAUCUGCUCUUAUUGAACUAGACCUUGUUAUAUUAAAGGAUGAAAGAAUUGAAAUUGCAAUGAAUUAAUUUCUUGAAGACAGAGAUGAAUUUCGACUCUUAGAAAAUUUUCAUAAUUAUUCUUGUGAAGAUUAUUCUCCAUAAAGCCUUAAGAAUUUUUCAGAUGAUAUCUCAAUAGGAAGUCAUAGUAAAUUUAAAGGCAAAAGACCUGCUAAAAUGUUAUUACCAAAAAAGAAAUUUAUGAUCAAUUUAAGAAAGUAUGAUGUCAAAAAUUAUAUAAAAGAGAUACAGAUAUUACAACUAGUUCCAAAGGGUAUCAUUUAAGUACUGCUAGAUCAAGUGAUAAUCGAAAUACACUUACCUUUAAUGAAAGAUUUGCUUAAUAGAACUGGAGUGAAUGUGAAUGA